AUCCCAUCUUACAAAGUAAUUACCUAAUUAUCUAGAUUCAUGCUCAUCUUCGUCUAUCCAUUCUGAAGCCUAAUUGAUGUAAGGUACGGUACUGUACCUUUGGAACUACGACAAGUAUCCACAAUCACGAAGCCUACCUGAGGAGCCACCUGCACCCGGGUACCUAACUUACCAUACUUGUCAACACAUCAUCCGGCAACCAUGGCAGACGGGAAAGGCGCCUUGGCAAAAUAUGUUCUCACGGAUGCUGAGAGUGAGACCAUCUUUGCCGAGCAGAUCAUGCCUGCUGAGCUCAGUCAUGCGCUGGACAGUGGCGAAUCUCCAGGCAGCGACUCCUCAUCCAAGGUCGCAGUCCUGCUCGUCGGCCAGACGGGUGCCGGCAAGACCCGCACAGCACCACUCCUACACCAGGCCAUGACCGCGCGGAACCCUUCACACCGGGGUCCCGCGCACCUAAUCGCCGACACGUACAAGACGUAUCACCCAGCGUACACAGACCUCAUGCGCCAGUCGCCCGCCCUCGCCUCGCCCGCGACGGGUCCAGACGCGCGCCGCUGGCUCGCCAUGGCCUGCAGCCGCGUCGCCGCCGCAGGGGCCGACUGCCUCGUCGAGUCGGCGUGCCGCCACCCAGCCGACUUCCAGGACCUGGUGCGCAUAUUCCAGGCCGCCGAGUACGCGGUGCACGUCGCUCUGCUCGCUGUGCCCGAGGCCCUGAGCCGCCUGGGGAUCCUGGUCCGCUUCCACCGCGUGCUGCCCGAGGCCCGGUCGCGGGGUCUGCCGCUGCGCUUGACUCCGAGGCCUGUUCACGAUGCCACGUAUGCGGGACUGCUCAUCGCCGCGACCUGGCUGGACCGCGAGGGUAGGGCGGCUGCCGAUCGGGUGGUGGUGCUCAGGAGGGGCGACUGGGUGGCGUACAAGCGUGAUGCUGGGGAUCAUGGAGACGAUCACGGUGUCGCUUCGGCUUUGUUGCUGGAAAGGCGACGGCCUCUCGGUGAACAAGAAAAGGCGCGGGCCAUAGAGGAUGUGAAAACGCUGGAGGAGCUCAGUUUGGGGCUUGGUCAGGAUCGGGAAAAAGAGAAGCAGGCAUUGGAAAUGGAGCUGCGGGAUAUCAAACAGCUGCUUCUCGGCUUGGAUCCUGACAGCAAUGCAACUCAGGCCGACACCCCUGAUUUUCCGGAGUUGUUGCCUUUGAACCAUGCCCGAUUUAUAAUAUCCAGAGGUAUCAACGGAUAACGGCAGACCGGCACAAACUUGACACUUUCAUCGUUUUGUCCACACGUGAUAUCACUGUGGUUGUGGGCAUCAGGGGCAGUGGUCUUAUUAGGAACAUCGCCUAAGUCAGCAUGACUUCUGAACAUCCUUCAGAGGAAAUCGAAGCUAUAGGUCAACUGUUGCUAAUAUCCAGCAGUGACCCAAAAAAAAGGCGAGUUUAUACGGGUUGUUGGACUAUUCGACGUUCUUGGCUGAAGGUAAGUUACGAAAUAGCGUGCUACACCUGGUACAAAUGUUUGACUAUUUAUAUACACGAGGAAAAUGACAAACUCAUCAACCAAGAAACCGGAGCCCCAAAGGUAGUCAAGUGCAGAAUGCUUCAAUAAGUUUCAGCAACAUAUCGAUAGGCUCAGACUAGACCUUGGCAGUUGACGACGAAUCAGUUGCGCCGUCAGGUGCACUGUCAUAGUCAAUCUGAAGUAAGCCCCUUUUGGCCAUACGUUCAGCCUCUGCCAUCUUGGCUUCCUCCUCCUUCUUGGCUUACUCAAAAGCCUCCCCAUAUUUCUUCAUUUUCUCCCUCUCCCUGCAGAGAUACUGGAGGACUCUUGCGCUAGGGGUGUAAGCCAGCGAGUCUUCAGGCUCCGCCUCCGGCUCUUUCUUCUGGCUUGACUCCUGCCCCGUCUGUUCCUUCUCUUUCUUCGUGUUAUCAUCACCUACCUUGGCCACAUCCACAUUUGUAGAGUGUGCUUGCUUGUCCUCCUGGAGCCGGCGCCGCUUUUGAAUUUGCGCACGGUACUCCUUUACCUUUUGCUGGUUCUCCUCAUCUCGCCUAUCUUUCCGCUGUCGCUGAAGCUGCCGAAAGUACCCUUGCCAUACCGAAAUUUUUUCUUCAUCUUUGUCUGUGCCGGGAGGUAGCUUCUUGGUUUCCUUACCCUUCCAUCACAACGGAAGCACCCAAUUCUCCACAUCAGCCAGCAUCAGGCCGUCACCCAGACGAUCUGCAACCAUCGGACUUGGCUCACCGUUGACGAGGAACUCGGCCGUCUGGACAAAAGCCUCGUACUCGUCCGGCAAGUACCUCAAAUCCGGAAUCGGCACGAAAACCUCUACCGCAUCGAGCUGCCGAGUCACGUCGUCGCUGCGCCAGCCGGCCGGCCACAGCCACACUGAAGUCACCUCGUCCACGCCGUAGUACCUACCGGCGCGGGCUGUGGCGAACUGGAUGCAAAAGACGCCCUGGCCCAGCCGCUCGCAGCAGGUGCAGACGAGGUCAGAUCCGGCGCUGCGGUUGUGGACAAAGGAGCAGGGGAGGUUCUUGCCCAUGCAGCGCAGGCAGGGGGGCAAGUCGUAGUUGCGCUCGCCCUCGGGCGCGGCCUCGGCCUCGGGCGUUGGGCGGGAAGAGGUGACGGCGCUCUUGCAACUGGCGGGUACAUCGCCACGCUUUUCGUCCUUGGCCGGCAACUUGGGCUUCUUGCGUGCCUCGCGACAUCGUGCCGCCUCGGCUAGGACCUCUCUGGACUGCUCCGCCGG
Pyricularia oryzae 70-15 is the source of this 2742-nucleotide messenger RNA. Its product is annotated as zeta toxin family protein. NCBI's taxonomy places the organism in Eukaryota, Fungi, Ascomycota, Sordariomycetes, Magnaporthales, Pyriculariaceae. The record is from RefSeq and is a predicted model, not a curated record. The transcript has a single exon. The coding region runs from base 202 to 1233 and encodes 343 amino acids. Gene Ontology annotation, molecular function: kinase activity; ATP binding.